Messenger RNA from Exophiala oligosperma, 1704 nucleotides. RefSeq lists its product as uncharacterized. The record is from RefSeq and is a predicted model, not a curated record. The coding region runs from base 1 to 1704 and encodes 567 amino acids. The transcript is spliced from 3 exons. Lineage: Eukaryota; Fungi; Ascomycota; Eurotiomycetes; Chaetothyriales; Herpotrichiellaceae.
AUGGCUUCAGCAACCCCUGCUGAUGCCCGUAAAGACUGGCUCACAUUAUCGCCUGGUCCGGUGCUUGAUAUCAGCGCAAAAUGCAAGGUCUGUGGCGCCUUGUCAUCUACGGGUGUUGUCAACUUUCUGGGCAUACCGUUCGCCACCAUCCCGGCACGGUUUCGACAGAGCAAACUACUAAAUCUCGAGGAUGCAUGCAACAGUGGGAUUCUUGACUCGACAAGAUACGGACCAAUAUGUCCUCAACCAUAUGACCCGCUCAUUAGUAGAAGAAUGUAUCUGUAUGAGGGACUCGUACCUCUUCUAGAAGUUGAGGGAAUGCCAGUGAUGGAUCUGGAAGAAUGCCUGAGAGUCAAUGUUUUUGUUCCUCCAGGAGCAUUGCAUGGCCGGACUGCCAAGUUACCAGUGUACGCAAAUAUCCAUGGCGGUGGCUGGACGACAGGAAAUGGGAAUACCUCUUCUGAUGGCAAUUAUUCUGUUCAACACGCCAUGAAGAUUGGGAAGCCGUUCGUCUCUGUGGGAAUCAACUACCGCCUGGGGUACCAUGGUUUCCUCGGCUCCAAAGAUCUUGAAGAAGAAGCGAGACAGAAUGGUGAAGUCUAUUCCCCGAACAGAGGCCUGUGGGAUCAGCGAAUUGCACUCUUGUGGAUUCGGAAGCAUAUUCACCACUUCGGUGGUGAUCCAGAUCAGAUCACUAUUGCUGGUGAAUCGGCAGGAGCAUUCAGUUCUUGCGCACAUGGCUUGUCCGAUAUUCCCGUCUGCAAAAGAAUCAUCAUCCAAUCCGCUCCAGUUUGGAAGUUUGCAGAUCCCGCUCUCGCCGAGGAAAUUUAUCAGCGUUUGGUAUCGAGCACGGGUAUACCUACAUCUGCGUCUGCAACAGAACGACUGGCGGCGCUGCGUCAACUGUCGGAUAAGCAACUGGAAGACUUACUCGGCGGCUCCUUUGCUCGACCCGUCUGGGACCCUAACUGGUUUGUACACCAGGACGUAAUUACACCCUUCGAAAGAGUGACUAAAUUUAGUCCUUGGGUCGAGGGGGUAUUGGUAGGCUGGACGAGGGAUGAGAUGGCACUGUGGAGCAACCAAUGGCAUUCAUUGACCUCUGCAGAGGUUGAAGCUUGGGUUCGAGAUGUGUCACCUGACCCUGCAUUCGCGUCUGAACUCCUCAAAGCCUACAAUGUUUCACGAGAUAACCCAGCAGAGAUCUCGCUCGAUGGACUGAUGAGAUUGUCAUCCGAUGGUGCGUUCGGGUGUUUACCAAUCAUGCUGGGAAGAUUGACUUCUCCAGCCAUCAGUGUCUUCAGGUUCGAGCAGACGGAUGACAAUCCUCAGAGCUCCUUCAAGGGUCGCUCAUAUCACUCUCUGGACACCGCAUUUGUGCUCAGAACUCCUGCAGUUGCAGGUCCCGAGGCUGAAGAAAAGUAUCGGACUACGGCCGAUGCUAUGGCCGAAGAUUGGGCAGCAUUUAUAUAUGGGAGCCAGCCAUUCGAACAAUUCCAGAAAAGUGGCAAGGUCAGACUGUAUAACAGCCACGGGAACGAACUUGUAGACUGGGCUUCCGACAAGACAAGCUUGAUGCACGGAUUCAUUGAUACCGAGCAAAGAGCCGAGUGGUUUUCGGAAGUGGGCAAACAGAUUCUCUCUGGAAAGAACGAAUUGAGUAACUCGCCGACAAAGCCUAAGAACUGCAAGACAGUCGCUUAA